AUGUAUGUGAGUGAGGGGAUCCUCUGUGCCAGUGUAGAAGGUGAUGCGGAGGGGCUGGAUUUCCUUCUCCUGGUGGUAAUUAAGGAUGCGUUCGGUAAAGGGCCUAUGUCGUGGCUUUGCCUAGAGGGGUUGGUGGUUGCGCUGCUGCUCAUUCUCCAGGCGUUGGACCUUCUCAAAGAGAAGUCUCAUUGCCGGGUCGGCAUGAGGGAGAGUCUCGGGUGCUGGAGGUCUGGUGUGUGGGUGGCUAGGGGCUAG
Prunus armeniaca (apricot) is the source of this 255-nucleotide messenger RNA. Lineage: Eukaryota; Viridiplantae; Streptophyta; Magnoliopsida; Rosales; Rosaceae. The record is from the annotation of a GenBank genome assembly.